This is a messenger RNA of Babesia bigemina, 1788 nucleotides long. Its product is annotated as RIBOPHORIN I, putative. Lineage: Eukaryota; Apicomplexa; Aconoidasida; Piroplasmida; Babesiidae. The coding region runs from base 1 to 1788 and encodes 595 amino acids. The record is from RefSeq and is a predicted model, not a curated record. Gene Ontology annotation, cellular component: membrane; oligosaccharyltransferase complex. The transcript has 4 exons.
AUGAAUGGCCAGGAAUUGGUAUUAGGCGCAUUCGGUGUCUAUUUGGCGUUGUUUUUGGUGAUUGCCAUAACCAGCAUCCGAGCAAUACUUGCUGACGAUGGCGUUGACAAGCACACAUUCUGGGAUGACGACGUCGUGGUCGAUAUUGACACUGAGAGGCCCAUCAACUUCCUGAACUGUGCCUGCUAUGGCCUCUCUGAGCUCAGGGAGGUGGUCCUCCGAGCAUGGUCGCCGGGCAUUGAAGACACGCCAGAUGGUAUUGGGGCGACGCUGCGGAGAUCCCGUGACGAUUGGCAGAUCCUUGCGGCCACGCGCCAUGUCAUACUCCCUACACAACCGGUGCAUGUCAGCCACCUGAUGGUGCUGAAGUGCCUAAGGCAGGGAGGGUGUGACGAUUUUUUGUUCAUCCUGCCGUUCCACGAGGCCAUGCAGACGAACGAGAUCGCCGCCAUUGACAGCGAAACCAAGUCAAAGUUGCAGGUUAAACUGAUUAGAGGUGUAUCAAGAGCCGAACGUGAUUGCGUUCACGUCCUCCCCGAUGACGAAUACCAGUCAUUCAAACAAGAUGCCGCCUGCAGGGACUCCUGCUACCCGGCGGUGUACCGAGUGCAUCUGGACGAAACCAUCGGCGCUGAAACCACCACCAAGGUCAGGGUCGACUACUAUCUGGGGAAGCCGUACACUCCGCUGCAACGCCGCCUGCAGUUAGGUGAACAGCAACGGGUUGCCUUCGGCCUCAGCACGCUGCUUCCAAGCCCCUACCACUCCGUCUCCCAGAAAACGCGGCUUAUAUUGAUGUCCGAGCUCAAUAUAGACGUGGUUUCGUUACACGUCUACGCCACUUUGAGUGAGAUAGCGGAGAAUAUCUUCCUUUGCGGACCGUUCGACAAAGUGGAGCUGCUGUCUUCUGGGGAGCCCAUGGUUCUCACCAUCGACUGCACCGACAGUCUGGAAUAUAUCCCACAGCUGCAUAAGCAAAUCAGCGUCCCUAUGUGCCCCUUCAGUGGCCAUAUCCAGAUUGCGGAGCAUUACGUGGUUUACAACGAUGCCUCGCCGGUAGAGGGCCACUUCUCCCUGGAAACGCUGAGAGAAAUAGAUAGGAAUGAGGGCGCUCGCCGUGGCGGCGGGAAUUUCGUGACAUACAUGGACGCGCUAUUUCCGCAGCAGGCGACCAAACUCAGAUACUACGAUGACAUCGGAAACAUCUCACGGGCGUACCUGAUCGACAGGAAUGCGUCACAUAACUACAAGUCCGUACAUCUGCUGCCGAGGUACCCGCUGCUGGGUGGAUGGAAGGCGUCGUUCACGGUGCAGUACCGCCUACCGCCAUGCAUCCUGCACUCCAGAAAGGAAGUGGGAUACACGCCAAUCGAUCGAUUUGCUCUCAACAACGCCUUUCGCGUCGCCGAUUGGAUCUGGAAUUAUGUGAAAGGCGGGGAGUUUGUCGUAUGCGCCCCGCUGUACCCGGCGAUAUACUACAUGUAUAUCCACAGGGCGACGCACACUUUAACGCUGCCACCAGGUGCCAAGGUCACUCGAGUGGAUUCGCCACGUGACGCCGUGGUAGAAGUGAAACAACGACAGCGGAUGGUGCUCGGCGCAGCUGUAUCCAUACAAGAAAUCACAGUAAACGUAUCCAGACUGGCGCUGCACGGCAUGGAGCCGUACUACACGGAGCAAGUGCUCGUGGCAUACACCGUCAGCGCUUGGUGGCUGUGGCGUGUGUUCGGCGUGGUCGUCCUCCACGCCGCCGCCGGCUGGGCCGCGGUCCACUUCUGGAGAAGGUAA